Theobroma umbraticum is the source of this 1146-nucleotide messenger RNA. The record is from RefSeq and is a predicted model, not a curated record. Lineage: Eukaryota; Viridiplantae; Streptophyta; Magnoliopsida; Malvales; Malvaceae.
AUGAAUCCUUGUUAUUCUAGCUACACCGACGUCCUCCUAAGUUUACUCAUGAUCAUGUUCAUGGCUAGUCCUCGAUCAAUCGACGCUACUGAAAAUCCUGCAGCCAUACUUAUAAGAGUUGAUCCAUCAGGGAAGGGAGACUACAGGAAAUUACAAGAUGCCAUUGACGCCGUGCCAUCCAACAACAAAGAAGUUGUGUUCAUUUUGGUCAAGCCUGGUAUCUACAAAGAAAAGAUUGUUGUUGGGAACAUAUUUGAAUCUCCUACCUUCUCUGUGUUGGCUUCUGAUUUUGUUGCCCGAUACCUCACAAUUCAGGUACAACAUGGAGCUGGUGCCAAAGCAGUAGCAUUGAGGGUAUCGGGUAGGGUAGCUUUCUUCGGUGCAGAUUUUUAUCCUAUCAGGGUACCCUUGCUAGAUGACACCGGAAGACACUACUACAGCGGUUGUUUCAUUGAAGGACCUGUCGACUUCAUUUGUGGAAUGCUGCUUCUCUUUUUGAGAGAUGCCACUUGCAUUCACUCUCGGAAGGAGAUGCAGCUAUCACCCCCCAACGCAGGGAGUCACCUUCCGAGGACACAGGCUUUACUUUCUUGGGUUGCAAGGGUCGUUUUCGCCCUUACCUAUAUGUCCAAUGUGAUUCUGCCCCGGUGGGAUGACUGGGGAGACUCAUCCAAGCAAAGCUGGGUUUUCUACAGAGAAUACAAAUUUUAUGGACCUGGAGCCAACACAAAAAGGGUUGAAUGGUCUCAAGAGCUGACAGGCAUAAAGGCCCAGCCUUUCUUGACAAAGAACAUGAUUGGUCGCAAGGUUGGAUCAGAUCAACGCCAACCCGUUUCAAGAAAGCUUCAACUGCCGUAUCUAACAAUUCUACUAGGCAUGCCUAAUCACGAAGAGGGAAGAAUGAAUGAUUUGAAAAAAGCUAGAAGUGCAUUUGUAGGGAGAGAAGGGAUGGAGAUGGAGAAGAAGGUUCAGGGAUUGCUCGGAACGUUGGGUCGCCACUGUUAUGCGGUGUUGUGUGUGAGUGUGAUACUUGUUUCGGUGACAAUUGCUCACCUGGUUUAUGCAAUGGAGGAUCACCCGAUGGAUGCACGUGAACGCACCAAGCGUCGCCUCCGUUCUUUGCAUGGCCCUUUCUCUUAGCCAAAG